Messenger RNA from Anoplopoma fimbria (sablefish), 1962 nucleotides. It is a transcript of the gene pus10, whose product is annotated as pseudouridine synthase 10. Gene Ontology annotation, biological process: tRNA pseudouridine synthesis. The record is from RefSeq and is a predicted model, not a curated record. NCBI's taxonomy places the organism in Eukaryota, Metazoa, Chordata, Actinopteri, Perciformes, Anoplopomatidae. Gene Ontology annotation, molecular function: RNA binding; pseudouridine synthase activity.
AUAAAUUAUUCCCUAAAUUAUUAAUAAUAAUCGUGUGUAGCUUCUGCUUUGUUUUUAAAGCCGAAAUUUUCUCAUUGAUUGAUAAAAUCUGAUCUGGAUCGAUUAGUUUGGUCUGGUGUGUCUGAAUGCGCAGAUAACACGCAUGGUGGAUGAAACAUGUUAUCAAGUAACUGAACCCUGAGUGUGUUUAGCGCCUUAUAUCUCCAUUAAUCCACCACCUGUGUGUCCGCCUGGAGUCAUGCUGCCUCUGAAGGAGAAGGAUAAACCCAUCGUCCAGAAGCUGCUGUCGUCCGGCUGCUGUCCUCGCUGCGUCCUCCGGUUCUGCUGCGUCAGCGUCCAGGCUGCCUACAGAAAACCCCCACAGGAUACACUCAAGGAACUUCAAGCGUUCAUCAGCAACACGGAGAACGGCAAAUCACAAGAACCAGCAGCUGAAUCCACAGAAGAAAACAGCAAAUCCCAUGAUGCAGCAGUGUCAGAACCACCUGAAGGCCCUCCGAAUAAAAAGGCCAAACUGGAGCCCGUUGGGACCGGCGCUCCGUCAGAGGAAGACUGCUGCGCUGCUGCUGAGGACAAACUGAAGGAUGAAGAGUCCAGUGUGUGUGUGGCGUGUUUGGGGAUCCUACAGGAACUCUGUGACCCGACUCAGGCUGUAAAGAUAGCAGAGAGAGUGAAGGCAGGAGAGUACGAGUUUGACACCCUGGUGCUGUCGGUGUCUCUGCCAGCUCAGCUGUGUGUCCGCGAGCACUCCUGCUGGCUUCACAUGAAGAAGGAAUUGAGAGAGAAGAGCAUGGCGGUCGACAAGGACGACGUCAUCCAGGUGAAGGAGGCCUUCAAGUGGAUCAUGCAGGGCCAGGUCGCCAAGGAGCUGGGGGGAGUUGCCGUGGUUACCAGGAGUUUGUUCGAGGUCAGUGUGGAGUUCACUCACCCAGAGACGGACGCCGACUGCCACUUCCUAGCAACGACGUGUUCCGACUGCUUCAAACCCACAAAGAACAAACAGUCGGUGUUCACCAGGAUGGCCGUGGUCAAAGCUCUGGAAAAGAUAUCCGACACCGUUUUCCUAAAACAUUACGCCUGUCCGCCAGCGAGGCCGACCAGCAGCUGCAUCCCUCAGGACGUCCAGUGUCUCCACAUGUCCAUCUUCAUCGCAGGGAGGUACAACAAGUUCAGCCGCGCUCUGCCUCAGACGCCGUGGGUGAUCGACGGAGAGCGGAGGAUGGAGUCGUCGGUGGAGGAGCUGAUCGCGGCGCCCGUCCUCUCCUCCUUCCGAUCCGACGGAUUUAAUUUCUCCUCGUCCGGCCGGGAGGACGUGGACGUCCGGACUCUUGGAAACGGUCGUCCGUUCGCAAUGGAGCUGCUGAAUCCUCACAGAUCCAGACUCAGCAAAGCGGAGAUGAAGCAGCUGCAGGAGACCAUCAACAAGUCUUCAGACAAAAUCAGGGUGAGAGACCUGCAGAUCGUGUCCAGGGAGGCCAUGAGUCGCAUGAAGGAGGGAGAGGAGGACAAAACCAAGUCGUACACGGCGCUCGUCUGGACCCAGAAACCCAUUCAGAGAGAAGACAUCGCCUUCAUCGACGACAUCAAGGAUCUGACCCUGGACCAGAAGACCCCUCUGAGGGUUCUGCACCGGCGGGCUCUGGCGGUCCGUCAGCGGGUCGUCCACCGUAUGAACACGCGCUUCCUGGACUCUCAUCACUUCCACCUGGAGCUGAAGACGCAGGCCGGGACCUACAUCAAAGAGUUCAUCCACGGAGACUUCGGUCGAACCAAACCCAACAUGAGUGUUCUGCUGAAGACCGACACCGACAUCCUGGAGCUCGACGUGGAGUCUGUGGAUGUGGACUGGCCUCCGUCCAUACCGGAGUGAACCCCGCCGGCCUCCAGUCCUGUUUUCUGAGCAGCAGGAGUGGAUCCAGUGUUGGGAGCACUGGGACCAAACCAGUCGACCCGGUUCAGAGC